AUUUCAUCUCUAGCAACUAUUCCAGUCUCCUAUAACCAACAUGGGUCUUGGAAGUAUCAUCACCAAACACAUCAUUCCUCGUGCAGAGAAGAAGUUCCGUGAGCAUCAGAAUGCCCCACCUUCAAUCAACAUCAAGAACUCGCAAUUGCCUGCGCUUCAGGUGCAAGUCUUCUGCCACAACGUGCGGCAAGAUGCCAAAGACCGAAUGGAAGGAGAAGAGCCAUGGACUAUUCGCCGGGAAGGUGUUUGUGCUAACAUCUAUGCUGCCAGUCACAAAAUGCCUACAAUUGUUGGACUUCAGGAGGUUAAACAUAAUCAAUUACAUGAUAUAUUGUAUGGUCUCGGUAAUGACUGGAAAUACUUUGGGGUAGGAAGAGAUGAUGGGAAAACCAAAGGGGAAUUUGCUCCUAUUUUGUACAGAUCCAGCGAGUGGAAACUCUUGAAUGGUGCCACCUACUGGUUGAGUGAUGACUCUUCACGUCCCAAUAUUGGCUGGGAUGCAAAAUGUUCGAGAAUCGUCACUUUGGUUACGCUCCAACAUCUGCUGGGAAAAAUUGUCAAUGUCUUCAACACCCAUUAUGACCACAAGGGUAAGCAGGCACGAAUCAACUCAUCCAAACUUAUCAUGAAAUUGAUGCACCAGGUUGGUGAUGUAAGUGUGUUAUGUGGAGACUUGAACAGUGAAAGUCAUGGAGAAGCGUACAAGACAUUUACCCAGGGAGGAUUGCACGAAUCUUCUUGUUAUUGUAAGAGUAAGCGUGGAUAUGAUCACACAGACACAGGCUUUAAGAAGGGAAGGAAGGAGAAGUCAAUUGAUUUUAUUUGGACGACACCCGAUAUUGACAUCGAAUCCCAUGAGGUCUUAAACCAUGAAUACAAGGGGAUUCGGUGUAGUGAUCACCGACCCGUUACGGCAGUAGUCCAGCUUUAGACAUGUAUAAUUAGAAUGCGAUUUUUAUAUAAACUUUAUUUAAAAGUCUUCAUCUUCGUCUUCCAAGUCUUCACCACUCAAGAUAAAUGGUUCAGGGACUGGAGCUUCAGUGACGUUAAGCUGUCUAACAGUCUUGAUGAAUUCGCAUCUCUUGUGGGGCUGGGUGUCGUUCAACACUAUGAUUCCACUAACACCUCUCGAUUUCCUGACGGGAACAAACCGUGAAUCCUUCAAGAAGGAAGUGUAGUUGGCUUGCGCAGGCAAAACCCUCGACAAAUUUUCGAUUUUGUAGGGGGUCUUGCUGUAGCGUACAGUUUCCUCUCUUUUGUCUUCGGUAUCUUCAGACUUUGUUUCUUCUAUAUCUUUUACCUCAAGCUUGCUUUCGUCAACUUCCAUUUUGUCCAACGGUUCUUCCUUUUCGCCUUCUUUCUUGGUCUGCUUUUUGGCUCUGGCAUUGGCUCUAGCUGUGGUUGAUAAUACCGCCGUGGCAACUUUAUCUGGCUGCUUUUCCUUUGACUCUUCAACUUUUGGUGGAUAUUCAAAGAAUUUGGGUUUGGUGUGACAGUUCAACUCGAACUUGGGGAUCUUCAAAUCCUUGCCUCUUAUACCAAUAACAGCCGUAGGAGUGAAAGAUAACGACAAAAAGUGGGCAAAUGGAAACCAGUACCAUGAUUGCAAGAAAACCAGCAAUCCAACAAUCGCUUUCAUGUUUAAUGUGUUAGUUUGGGAGUUUUCCAAGUUAAUGGUGACAUUUCUACCACCAGCAUGUAUGAUUCCUUGAGCCAAAGUAGCACCGAAUUUGGCUAACGCAUCCUCAUGCUUGUUGCUGAUAGUUGCAGCAAGCUGUUUGUGGAACUCCUUCACCUUCGGAUAGCUAUGUUCGUUUUGUUGGAUCAAAAUCAUCGAAGUUGCCAUUAAAGCACCUUGUCUCACGAAAUCCACUGGGUCUUUAGUCAAAGGUUCCAAAACUUCAAUAGCAGCAGGCAAGGCUCUACCGGCACACGAAAUACCCAAGGCCAUGGCAGUACCAUAACGAACGUGUGGGUUAUAAGAUUGAGAUAAUAAUUCAACAAUUUGAGGAGCAGCAGUGUAGUCUCUAAUCAAAACAAAACCCAAACACAUGACUGCAGCUCUUCUAACAUCAUCAGAGGGAUCAGACACAGCCACAUGUAAUAAUUGUUGAAUAGCUUUGUUGUUACCGGUUCCAGCAUAGGCCAACGCAAUAGUGAAAACACCACCAUAUCUCAACAUGAAGUUCUCUUUACCCAUCAACUCUUUGAUGUAUUUAUCGGCUUCAGCUUCUCUUCCAUAGUUCAAGAGAGUAACACCUAUGGCUAAGCCACGGAUAAUGUUUUCAUGUUGAGUUUCUUCAGCAUAAGUCAUCAUGUCAAGGAUUGCCGAUUCGUUUCCAGAUCCUAACAUAAUCAAACCCAUGGCUAAACCAGCAGCUUGACCAGAAACAGCAGAGUCCAAGUACAAUACCAGCUUCACUGCCUCAUAUAAGGACUCAUUAUUGCUGGCCAUACCGGCUAC
Messenger RNA from Yamadazyma tenuis ATCC 10573, 2464 nucleotides. RefSeq names its product endonuclease/exonuclease/phosphatase family protein. The record is from RefSeq and is a predicted model, not a curated record. Gene Ontology annotation, molecular function: 3'-5'-RNA exonuclease activity. NCBI's taxonomy places the organism in Eukaryota, Fungi, Ascomycota, Pichiomycetes, Serinales, Debaryomycetaceae.